Molecule: messenger RNA, 2545 nt
Organism: Cebus imitator (Panamanian white-faced capuchin)
Lineage: Eukaryota; Metazoa; Chordata; Mammalia; Primates; Cebidae
Gene: UNC119
Product: unc-119 lipid binding chaperone
Exons: 4
Coding region: 1087-1962 (291 amino acids)
Biological process (GO): negative regulation of caveolin-mediated endocytosis; positive regulation of protein tyrosine kinase activity; visual perception
Cellular component (GO): intercellular bridge; centrosome; spindle midzone
Molecular function (GO): lipid binding
Source: RefSeq, a predicted model, not a curated record
AGCAGCUGCAACCGUAGCUCUGUCCCUGUGGAGUCUCCAGAGCGCUUUGAGGCCCGCCCCUGCACUAAUGGGGAGAGGGGCUGAGUGCAGCCUGUCCUCAGCCCCUACGCUGGAGGUAACUCAGCUAGUGGAGGCCGAGUUACUUGGGAGGCGUUCAGGCUCUUCAAGCCUCCCCAACCAUUAAUACCCUCACCUCAAUCCUCCAGGAAGACUUGGGCCAUUUUCUUCCCCUGGAAAGAAACUGAGCAGGCAGCUUCAGUGCGUUGGCUGUGCUUCCUCUCGUGGGGAGUGGCUUAACGUCCCUCCAAGCCUGGACUGUCACCUGUCCUAUUCUGGGCGCUCUGUCAUCAAGGGAGGCUUGGUUUCCACUGUGGUUAAGAGUUUCUGAGCUGCACUGCCUGGUUGGAGUUCCAACUCUGCCAUAUAAUUGGCUGUGUGACCUUGGGCAAGUAACCUCACCUCUCUGAGCAUGCCUUUUCUACUGUAAAAUGGGGAUAAUGAUACCUAUCUCAUAAGGUUAUUGUGGAGAUAAGUUCUCUGAUUCUGUCCGGUGCCUGGCAUCUAUGCAUGCUGUGUACCUUGGGCUCUUUGGUCAGUAUAUUUGGGCCCUACAGGGCUGCUCAUGGCUGCUGCCUGGAGUCAAACAACUUGGCCUUCAGGGCAGGGGAGGGGGUCAUGAUAGGCAGGGAACGAGGGCUGGGAAACCUCAUAGCAGAGGCCUUGGCUGAACCUCAAAGGAUGAGCGGUGCAUGGAGAGACGGUGGCUCUCCACCUUGGCCUCAUCCACCAGCAGCCUGCCUUGGCCCCCUUUGUGAGGAUAACUGUUGGGGCUCCUCUCUGUGGGUAUGAGGGACAGGUUUUGAAGUGGACCUGAGCCCUGGAGCUUCCAAAGCAGCAGAACCACAGGGCUCCCAGACACAGCUGUGGAGGGGAGGCAGCCUUGAGCUGGUGCUCCUGGGUCGCUGGGGGGCCCACUCCUCUCUCCUUUCUGAGCGGGGCAGCAGCCAUUAUUGGCUGGGCCCCCAGAGUGCUGAGCUCCCGUGCCCAAGCAGGCAUCGAUGGAGGGAGGGGGCCUGGACCAGGCUGAUGUUGAAGCCAGUUGGGCUACAAUUUGCAACAGCAGCAUUUAGGAUUCAGCUUAGCUCUGGGGCAGAACUUUCUCAGAGGAAGUCCAGAGACUACCUCUGCUCCCCUGAGGAGAAUAUCUACAAGAUCGACUUCGUCAGGUUUAAGAUUCGGGACAUGGACUCAGGCACUGUCCUCUUUGAAAUCAAGAAGCCCCCAGCUUCAGAGCGGUUGCCCAUCAGCCGGCGGGACCUGGACCCCAAUGCUGGGCGCUUUGUCCGCUACCAGUUCACACCUGCCUUCCUCCGUCUGAGGCAGGUGGGAGCCACGGUGGAGUUCACGGUGGGAGACAAGCCUGUCAACAACUUCCGAAUGAUCGAGAGGCACUACUUCCGCAACCAGCUACUCAAAAGCUUUGACUUCCACUUUGGCUUCUGCAUCCCUAGCAGCAAGAACACCUGCGAGCACAUCUACGACUUCCCCCCUCUCUCCGAGGAAUUGAGUGCGUGGGCAGGGCUUUCUGCGAGUGGGGAUGUGGGGGCACGUGGGAGACGUGGGGGGCGUGUAGAGACCGAGCUGUGGGAGGGAGGGGGACUUGUGGGUCUGACCCCAUUUCUCCCCGCCCUGGGGCUCUGUGUGUGGCGCCAGUCUCAUAUCAUCUGUAGAGAAAGAGGCUGGGGAUAUCUCAAGUUGUUGCCGUCCGCAAACCCCGGUCCUGAAGUCCCUCCAGUGGCCGGAAUUAGGCUCCUGACCUUUGCCCGGCCUGGCUGGGCCUCUCUUGCAGUAAGCGAGAUGAUCCGCCACCCGUAUGAGACCCAGUCUGACAGCUUCUACUUCGUGGAUGACCGGCUGGUGAUGCACAACAAAGCAGACUAUUCCUACAGCGGGACGCCCUGACCCCACAGCUGGCCCCACCCCGGGACGCUCUGGUUCUGGGCCCGGAGCUGUGACCUCCCCAACGCUCACCCCUGAACCCCAAGUCCUCUGCUUGGGAAGUGCCCCAGGAGACCUGGACCCUGAUCAGUGUUGGGAGGAAGGGUACCUGGUGUCCCGGUCAAGCCCGUGAAGCCCAUGGGGCCUGCUGCGUGGGGUGGGGUCGUAGGGAGGCUGCUUGCCUCCACAUCUAGGAAGGCCUAUGAGAGGAGCAAUCAGGACUUCCAGACGACUUAGCUCAGCCCUCCUUGGGCCCAGUUUCAGAAUAGUGUUCCCCUAUCAAGGCUGUGACUAGGUCAGGCAGGGAUCCAUGCCCUGUCCCUCGCCCACUACCUUCAGGCCAUUUAGAGUUGUACCUUACAAAGAUCACGGUGGGCUCCAGCUGCCAAGCCACCCAAGGGAGUCUGGGCCUUAGGCCCAGCCCCAUCCCUCCCAUGAGGGGCCAGGACACUGCCUGAGGUGUGGGCGGGACUGGCUGAGAUUGCAGCCCAUGUUAGGAGCUGGACCAGCUGUAUAUAGUUUUCAAUAAACUUUCUCCUUUUCUGUU